AUGACUCCCUGGGCCGUUCGUCGGGCCGAGAAAUUCCUCUCCGCUGUGUUGGAGUGCCGCUGUUCCCGGGAUGCCAGGGACUAUCUAAAGACUUGGUAUUCUAAAACCAAUGUCUUUUUUCUUGUUGUCCAGCUAUUGGUUUUUUCGGUCUCUUGGUGGGCCACCAGUAAGUGGAGCCUUGGAACAGACCUACAGCCAGCUUCGCUGUGCUGUCAGUGUUUUUCCUCGGCUCUUGUCGUUCUGGACCUCGUUUCCCUGUUCUCCUACCGUCUUCGCGCCGCGGAAUUUGGCUUUGCCAUAUUCAAUUCUGUCGUCGCUGGCUUCUCUUUGAUAACGAUGUUGUAUAUCGAUCACGAGAAGAAGAAGGAGGAUCGUAAGUGGAAAGAAGGUCCUGGCGAACUUGCUUCCUUGAUCCUGGCACUUUUCGAUAUUUGUCUCCUCGCGCUUGUUAUAAUUCGAUUGCGAGCCAUCGAAGCGCAAGCGAAGCGAGAGAUGAUGAAACGAGAAAGAUCUGCGAGAGAUCCCGCAUGGUGCUGUUCUGGGCUCGACCAUGCUUGCACCGAGUCCAGCGGCCAAGGGACCGCAUCCCGAGCCCCUACAGAGUUCGACGUUCACGGUCGUUGUCGGGCACUUUCCAUAAGUUCGAGCUGGGAAUCUCCUUGCGAACGCGAAGAACAAAUGAACUCAGAUCUGAUCGACCCAUUAGCUGCAUGGGAACUCAAAGACGGUCAGAUUACCUCCUACCAAUUACUUCAGCAUUGA
Botrytis fragariae is the source of this 762-nucleotide messenger RNA. RefSeq lists its product as uncharacterized. NCBI's taxonomy places the organism in Eukaryota, Fungi, Ascomycota, Leotiomycetes, Helotiales, Sclerotiniaceae. The record is from RefSeq and is a predicted model, not a curated record. Bases 1 to 762 code for a protein of 253 amino acids. The transcript is spliced from 3 exons.